This is a messenger RNA of Pochonia chlamydosporia 170, 2067 nucleotides long. Its product is annotated as RNA polymerase III subunit Rpc82. Gene Ontology annotation, biological process: DNA-templated transcription. The record is from RefSeq and is a predicted model, not a curated record. Lineage: Eukaryota; Fungi; Ascomycota; Sordariomycetes; Hypocreales; Clavicipitaceae. The transcript is spliced from 4 exons. The coding region runs from base 1 to 2067 and encodes 688 amino acids. Gene Ontology annotation, cellular component: RNA polymerase III complex. Gene Ontology annotation, molecular function: single-stranded DNA binding.
AUGCAGCUUGAUCUGGGAGUCUUCAGACACGCAAGUGUAAUCAUGGUGAAGCUCCAAGCCACUCGACAUACGCAGCCUUGGUUCUCCCCUGCGAAGCGUUGGGAGGCGCAUACUAAACAUGCUGCAGAGCUCUGCGCUCUCCUAGUCAACGAUCUUUUUGGCGAACUUCCAUCCCGCAUUCUGGUCGCCCUCCUCACCAAGGGCCGAUGCACAAUUUCGCAGCUCGUUCAGCACACGUCACUUGGCCCGCGACAUCUUCGAAAUGGUCUUGGUGUUUUAAUUCAGCAAAAUCUUCUUUACCACUAUACCGACCCCGAUACGAGAGCAACACACUACGAGGCCAACUCGGAUGCCUGCUACAACCUCGUGCGAUCGGGCAGGAUACUCGAGGUCAUCAAUAGCCAAUACGGCAACGCAGAGAGAGAUUUGGUUCAGACUUUGAUGCAGCUUGGAUAUGCGAGAAUCGCGGAUCUGACCCAUGCAUUCGCCUCCCGAGCUCCAAAGACCAAUGGACAUACAAAUGGAUCUCAUGAGUCAUCCUCCGGGUUGAUCGAAUCUAAACACCACCUCAACUCGGCAUUGUCACGAUUGAUACAGGCAGAAAUAUUGGAAACAGUUCGCCCAGAGAGCUUCCGCAACCCCGCCGAGGUGUAUCGCGAAAUCGAAGCUGAGGUCACCAAAACGGCCCCAGGAGAAAAGGCAAGCAAGAACAAAAUAGAGCAGCACAUGCAGAUUGUGGAUCGCUUCAAAACCUUUCGCGAUCAGAACAAAUCGCUCAAGCGGCAUCUCGACCAGUUUUCUGGACCUUCUACGAAACGAAGGAGGUUACAAAAUGGCUCCAGUCAUUCUGCAGACCCAUUUGACGAUGACCAUGACUUAAAUCCAAAUGUAGUGGUUCGAGUCAAUCAUGAAAAAUGCUUAGUCGAGCUUCGCAAUCAACGACUGGCUGAAUUUGCCGCUGAUGCUCUUGGCGAGGUGACGGGCCACAUCUACCGCUCCGUCUUGGAAUUGCUCACAGGAAAGGUCUCAAGAUGUCGGGCAGACCCUUUGGUUGGCGAAGAGAAUAAAGGACCCCAGCCAAGUGUCACAACGCUGCAAAUAUACGAAAACCUGAGUGAUGAAGUUAAAGUCCUUGGCGGAAUUGGAAAGGCGCCUAGAGACAAAAUAGAUUUUGACAGCGCUGAGAAGAUCAGAUCGGGACCUUAUGCCUACGACAGCGACUCGGAGGAAGAAGAGGAAGACGGACCGGAUGUGAGGCCUACCCCUCUUCCACGGGGGCGAAUGGCCAGAGCAGCAGCAGCAGCGGCGGCCGCAGCCAAGGAAAGCGAGGACGAUGCGUCAGAGGACGAUGAUGAUGCCCAAGGAAACCAUACGCAAACCAACGGUGACAGACCAACAAAGGUGAAAUUUGAAGAUGGUGCUACGUCAAAAGACAGUCGCCUGGACCAAAUGCGCCAACAUCUGCUAUUGCUAGCCGAGAGUAAGCACCGUUUUGUACGGCAUUGCGGAACUCAUGGCCGUGGUCAGUGGACUGUGGAUUUUGAGCUCUUGAUGGACAGGCUUCGCGAGUCGGAACUUGAUGCAUACAUUGAGCAGUCCUUUGGACGCCACGGCCUCCGUCUGACUCGGAUUCUACGGGAGAAGGGCAAGUUGGACGAGAAGAUGCUUCCGUCGGCUGCCCUUAUGAAGAAAGGGGACGUCCAAGGAAAAAUGCUUGCCAUGCAAAUGGCGGGGUUGGUGGAUGUCCAGGAAGUACCCAAGGACAACAGCAGGCUGGCAAACCGAACCCUAUUUUUCUGGUUUUUUGACGGUGAACGAACACAGUCGCAAUUGCUGGAUGAUGUCUACAAGGGAAUGCUGCGAUGCCUGCAAACACUGGACGUUGAGCGGCACAAGGAGCGCAAUAUCCUUACAUUCGUGGAAAGAAAGGACGUCAAGGGAAAGGAGGAAGAAGUGAUGACGGCGGAGCACUACAAUAAAUACAACCGGCAUCUGGAAGACCAGCAAAAACUCCUGGGCCAGGUGAUGCGUCUCGAUGACAUGGUUGCAGUAUUUAGAGAUUAUUGA